AUGCCGCUGGUGAAACUUUCUGGGGCACCUGGGGCACCAGCGGCACCGGGCGCGGGUCAACAGCUGGAGGUCCACAGCUUUGAUGAGAGUUUCUCUGACAUUGGUGAGGGCUUGGAUUCCAGCGAGGAUGAGGCGCCAGUCUUCAAGAAGAACUUGCGGGAUCCGGAGGAUGUUGGAGGCAUACCCUCCAACAUUCCACGACGUUGCACAGAUGUGAAUUGGAUGUUUGGUUAUUUUGCCUUCUCUGCACUGGUUGUGGCUAUCUCCGUCUAUGUGUGGCCUUUGGGGGCGCCACAAGCGCUUCUGAAGCUGACAGACUGGCAGGGAGACAAAUGUGGCCUGGGCGACAAAUGGGACAAACCCCACCUGUUCUUUUGCCCUUCUGCGCACGACCCAGAGCGCUUGCAGAUGUGGUAUCCUAUUUGUGUCAGCACCUGUCCUCAAGGUGAGGCUGUGGUCUGCCCCAAGAAUCUGAACCAGGAGACGACCACCACGAGCACCACAAGAACAACUGCCAACUUUUAUGGCUCCAUCAGGGAUGCCAGGAACGGCGGGCUGCCAUAUCCACCGUAUCCUUUGCCAAGUGUUUAUCAACGCUAUCGUUCACAACACAGCUUCAGUGAUCAACCCUACCUACAACCGGUGCCGAACUACCCUCCACCCAUCUAUCCACCUGGACCACCGGCGGGUCCCUGGGAAGGGACCCCAUGGCGGCGGGAUCCUCUGCAAGAUCCUGGGGACACAGCAACGGCGGCUCCAGCAUCGGAUUUGCGACAACUGGAGGUGUUCCCCAACACCGUUGUGUACAAUGACUGGAGAGGGAACUUUACAAUGCACCAGAUCAAAUCCUACACGUCAGCUCCUUUUGUGGAUAUGGUGUGCAAACCAUGGGUCUACAAGUUGGAAGUUCAAGUGCAGGAGUGGAUUGACGAAACGCCCUUGGUCAAUUUCUGGGCCACUCUGAUCAACUCCUACUGGCCAUUAUUGGUGGAUGCUGGAAUGGGUGUGGUCAUGAGCUACGUCUUCAUGACCUUGCUCCGCUUUCGAGCUGCCAUCCUGGUGAAAGCUGGGAUGGUUCUGCUGACACUCGGGCCUCUCAUCACUGGGCUCUACUACAUCUAUGCUUGGAGGCGUGGAAACGGCGAAAUUUGGGGCAGCACGGGUGCGAAGUUUACAGAUGGUGUGGUUGGCUUCACGGGUAUCUUCACGGGUCUAACCUUGUGUACCAUCACCUAUCGACUCCAGGAGGCUACUGAUCUUGCUGUGGAAUGUAUCGAAUGGUCCUGCAAAGCCGUUCUGGAGACGCCGUCGUUAAAGUUGGAGCCGGUGAUGGCGCUGUCCACUCGAAUUGUGGUGGACUUGGCCUGUGUGGCCGUGAUCAGCAUGAUAUUGACAUCGGAGCUGGAGAAAGAGGUGAUUCACAACCACAAUGGGCAACAGCAUUGGAUCAUCCCCUGUCAAUCAGAAAAACAACUGGCGAUGCUGGCAGCGGUUGGUUUCUGGGGCUUGUGGACCAACAUGAUCAUCACCGCCAUCUCGGACUUCGUCAUCAUGUACACUGCGGAGCUGUGGGUUUUCGCGGGUGGCUUGAGCCGGAGUGGAGGCCAUGCUCCCUUGUGUUGUUUGCUGCGGGGCUACUACACGUGCCUUAGAUACCAUUUCGGAUCUAUGGUCAUUGGUGGCCUAGUGGUUGGAUUCUGCCAGCCCUUUCGACUGGCUCUGGGCGUGAUUGCCUUCGUUUUGCAGUUUCAGGGCUGCUCCUGCUCCUUGCUGACCUGUUGCUGCGAUUGGCUCGUGGACAUGUAUUUUGAUCAUUUUGAGCCGUGGUGCCGCAAUGCAUACAUGGAUUUGGCGCUAAAUGGGCAGCCAUUCGUGAAAUCCGCUUUGCAUGCGUCAUUGGUGAACGCCGAAUUCAUGACCACAGUGAACAUUCUGAACGGUGCCACCUGGGUCUUCCAAUUGGCCGGUUUGGGGGCAAUCACCUCACUUGGCCAUAUGCAAGCUUGUGUCAUCAUCAGGUACUACCCUGGCUUUACAGAUCCCUUCAGCGGAGACUUCGUCCAGAAUCCCUUGUUCCUGUCUAUCUUGGGCUCGGUGGUGGCAUUUGUCAUGGCUUUUCCCUUCAUGAUGAUCUUCGACACUGUGUCUGACACGAUUCUUUUUGCUUACAUUGUGCAGAAGAUUCGGGAAGAGAAAGACGAGACACCCACCAUUUAUUCCAGAGCUUGUGGUUUCGUGGAAACGGUCGAUGACUACAUUGGAUUGGGCUGUUUGGACAGGCGCAAGAAGGACUAUUCGAUGCCGAAAUUGUUCCAGGAUGAGGAUCCUCCGGAUGAGGACUUAGCUGCCGGAGUCCCGUCCAUGGCACCCAGCGAUCCGCUCAGCAUGACCAUGCCCUGA
This is a messenger RNA of Cladocopium goreaui, 2400 nucleotides long. NCBI's taxonomy places the organism in Eukaryota, Dinophyceae, Suessiales, Symbiodiniaceae. The record is from the annotation of a GenBank genome assembly.